Arabidopsis lyrata subsp. lyrata is the source of this 811-nucleotide messenger RNA. RefSeq lists its product as uncharacterized. NCBI's taxonomy places the organism in Eukaryota, Viridiplantae, Streptophyta, Magnoliopsida, Brassicales, Brassicaceae. The record is from RefSeq and is a predicted model, not a curated record. Bases 145 to 540 code for a protein of 131 amino acids. The transcript has a single exon.
CUUUACAAUAUAGUCCUUAUUUGACUUUUAAAUGAAAAAAAUAUAACGUGAUGAUUCAGAUUGAUCAAUGCCUAUUAUUGAUAUAUAAACUUGUUAGCUCAUAUCCAAAUUACUUCCAAACCUUCUCACUCUCUCUUUUCUCAAAUGGAGGCUGAAAAUUUGAUGAAUCUUUCUCUACUCCAACGCAGAAACGGCGCCGUUUCACAAACCCUAGACUUAGAGCUCGUGUCCGUCAACAAAUCCUCCGAUGAUCCUCUUCCAUGUUACACCUCCCUCAAAGAUAUCCUCCCCUCCCCCUCCACCACCGUCGAUUCCCCUGCCAUCCCCUCCGCUGCAUCGGGUUCGGUUCCCACCAUCUUGAUCCGCAAUCGCCUUGUAAAGCAAGCCGCUUGCUCCUACCUUCAGCCUUCUACUCCAACUCCUUCCUCUAACCCUUCAUUCCUCCGCCGUGUCUCCUCCUCCUUCCUCCGCCUCUUCUCCGCCUUCUUUGAUGCUCUCCUCCGCAUCUUCCCAUCUCCUCAGAAAAUCUUUAAAGCUUAGUCAAGGACAUAGAACAGAGAGAAUUGAGAAACGAUUCUUACACAGUCUGCUUUCUUUUUCUUGAUUCAUCAAUAUUUUAUUUUAUUUUAGAACAAAUCGUGAAGGUAUUUGAGGUUCACGUUUACCUAAUAAGCCUCAGCUUGAGCCUUGAAAGUGGCACCAGACUCCAUGAUCAAUGUUGUUUAGCUGUAACAUUUUUUUGUUUGUUUUUUGAGUUAAUUAAUACAUGUGUAUUUUCAGUAGUUUAUCAGAUGGAAGAAUGGUUAGGCAA